This is a messenger RNA of Peromyscus maniculatus bairdii (prairie deer mouse), 390 nucleotides long. Lineage: Eukaryota; Metazoa; Chordata; Mammalia; Rodentia; Cricetidae. The record is from RefSeq and is a predicted model, not a curated record.
UAGCCUUGAACUCAAGAGAUUUGCCUGCAUCUGCCUCCCAAGUACUAGUUCAUUAUUUUUUCAUAUUAAGUAGUUAGAAUUUACUCUAUGACCUUUCCGGCGGUGACGACCUCCCUACGAGAACAUGCCUCUUGCAAAGGAUCUUCUUCAUCCCUCUCCAGAAGAGGAAAAGAGGAAACACAAGAAAAAGCGCCUGAUGCAGAGCCCCAAUUCCUACUUUAUGGACGUGAAAUGCCCAGGAUGCUAUAAGAUCAUCACGGUCUCUAGCCAUGCACAAACGGUAGUCUUGUGUGUUGGCUGCUCCACUGUCCUCUGUCAGCCCACAGGCGGAAAAGCAAGGAUGACAGAAAGAUGCUCCUUUAGAAGGAAGCAGCACUGAAAAGCACAUGA